AAAACAAACAGAAGGAAAUCAAAGCCGUCUGCAACCCCGUCAUGAUGAAGGCCUACGGUGGCAUGUCUGGUAUGCCCGGUGGCCCUGGCGGCCCCGGCGGGCCUGGCGCCGCCCCCGGCGGACCCACUGUCGAGGAGGUUGACUAA
This is a messenger RNA of Gregarina niphandrodes, 146 nucleotides long. RefSeq lists its product as hypothetical. The annotation marks the transcript as partial. The transcript has a single exon. The record is from RefSeq and is a predicted model, not a curated record. NCBI's taxonomy places the organism in Eukaryota, Apicomplexa, Conoidasida, Eugregarinorida, Gregarinidae.